Molecule: messenger RNA, 289 nt
Organism: Staurois parvus
Lineage: Eukaryota; Metazoa; Chordata; Amphibia; Anura; Ranidae
Source: the annotation of a GenBank genome assembly
GCUCUAGGAGAAUGGAAAUCCCCUGACCUCUGUCUGGACAGUGCUGAUUGGCCCUGUGCUGAUCACAUGCACUCUCCCAAUAAAAAAAAAAACCUCUCUAGCAGUACUCACCAAAGUGAGCAAGUGCAUGCCUGGAGAUAAGAGAUGGUCACUUGAAAAGGGGAGGAACAGAAAAGAAAGGAUCAAACGGUCUUUUUACACAAUGCAGAGGACUAACCCCUUAGGUUUCACAGAGUAUAACAGGCAUGCUUUACUGUAUAUAAAGACUGAAUUUACUGUUGUGGGUUUA